AUGACACCCAAGCGCAACUCGAUCAGCAACUGGAAGAAGCAAGAAGUCAUCAACUGGAUUAAUACCGUCGGCGAAGGAGUGCCAUCGCGAGCAUCGGCGCACUUCCGUUCGUUGGGGUGGGACUUCGACCCGGCCGCGGCGCCAGCACUGGGGCACCUUGAAGAUCUUCUACUGGAGGCGAUAGUGCUGCGCCAACUCAAGAAGGAGAAGCGUCAGAGGUGGAUAGCUGCACAGGCACUUAAGCUCUACAGUGAGGUCUCUGACGGUCAAGUUCGCCUGUUCGAAGCUUCACCACACUGGAUCAGCGGAUUCAUGAAGCGCUAUGACUUGUCGCUGCGUCGCCUACGAACCUGA
Molecule: messenger RNA, 354 nt
Organism: Phytophthora sojae
Lineage: Eukaryota; Oomycota; Peronosporomycetes; Peronosporales; Peronosporaceae
Exons: 3
Coding region: 1-354 (117 amino acids)
Source: RefSeq, a predicted model, not a curated record